Molecule: messenger RNA, 1574 nt
Organism: Sarcophilus harrisii (Tasmanian devil)
Lineage: Eukaryota; Metazoa; Chordata; Mammalia; Dasyuromorphia; Dasyuridae
Gene: ACTMAP
Product: chromosome 3 C19orf54 homolog
Exons: 6
Coding region: 463-1347 (294 amino acids)
Source: RefSeq, a predicted model, not a curated record
CCUGUGAUCCGGAGGGGGGUGGGCGCCGGAGAGGGAAAGGGACGCUAUCUGUCACGUGGUUCGGCGGCGGCCGCCAUCUUGGGAAGGUUUGGGGCCGCGGGCGGGAGCAUAGAAACAGCGACCCUGAUACCCAUCUCUCCGCCCUGCCUCCCGGCUUUCUGCCCUUCGGGACUCGGACCCUUCAGCGCACGUGCCUUCCUGACCUUUGACCUUUCCUGGCUGCUUGACUGGGCUCACCUUGACCUUUGGCCUCUAACUUCUCUGUGGCUUCCUAGGCCAUCCCCGCUCUCGAGACCCCCAGACUUGAACUUCUUUGCUGAAAAGUCACUUUCCCCAGGCCUGUUCUUGGCCUCUCCCCCUAAAGCUCGCACCCACACUCUUCAGUUCUCCCCACCCCCACUCCCUUACCAGCUCAGAGACUCUGACCCCAGCCGCCCCUGGGCCCUUGGCCUGAGCCCCAGAAUGAGUGCCCCGGGGUGCCCCCUGCCCCCGCCCCUGCCCCCCGCCCUCCCCGCCGCGCCCCCCCACGUCUUCGGCCUGGAAAAAAGCCGCCUGCUGCAGGAGGCCCUGGCCGGCUCCCAAGGGAGUCCCGGGGCCCGGGACGAUGUCCGGCGGCUCCUGAUGCACAGCAAGGACCGGUUCAGGGAAGACUUGAAGUGGAUUCUCUUCUGUGCAGACGUGCCCUCUCUCAUCCAGGAAGGCCCCCAGUGCGGCCUGGUGGCGCUGUGGAUGGCGGGCUCUCUGCUGGCGCUCCCCCAGGAUGUCCCUUUGGAGAGGAUUGUGGCCCUGGCUCGGGAGAGGGGGUACACUGCGCACGGAGAGAUGUUCUCAGCCGCCAGCAUGGCGAGGCUGGCCGAGGAGGUCUUCGGCUGCCAGGCGGAGCUGCUGGCUGGAGGCCUUGGGGAGCCCAACCGAAGCCGCAUCCUGCAGCACCUCAUCUCCGGCCGCCCGCUGCUGGUCCCCUACGACGAGGACUUCAAUCACGAGCCCUGCAAGAAGAGGGGGCACAAGGCGCACUGGGCCGUGGGCGCAGGCGUGCUGCUCGGGGUUCCUGGCCCGGCCCUGAGCCCAGAUUAUGAGGAGGACGCGGAGCUGAAGGGCCUGUUCUACCCGGCCUCCAGCAAGCCCCCACCGCCCCUGCCAGACCCCCCAGAGGCCAUCUACCUCCUCUGCAAGCAGGGCAAGAGCUGGCACUAUCAGCUCUGGGACUACCAGCAGCUUUGUGAAAGCAAUCUGCAGCUGGCGCAGCUGGCCCCGAGCAGGACCACCGACGGCAAGGUCUAUGUGGUGCCCCCCGGAGGGUUGCUGGCCGGCCUCUGUGGCCAAGUCCUGCUGCUGCGGCCCUAGCACUCAGGCCUGCCCCACACGGGGGUGACGCUGGGGCCGGAGGGAGACGAGCGUCCAAAUGAGGGGCCAACAGCCACAGCAGUGGCCGAAUGAGGAACACGGGACCCGAAGGCCCAAGGGCUGGGUCCUUGUCCCGGGGCCUCUGGGCCACAACUACUUUUUGGGGACCCUUUGUACAGUGGGGUGAGCUGUCGGGGCAGAAGGGCUCAUAAACGGCUGUGCUGCUU